GAGAAACGAGUUCGAAGAGCGAUGGCCCGUCCGUCCUUCCAAGAUGACAUUUGUAGGACAUAAGUGAAUCGGCGGGCGAGUCAAUCCGGUUCAAGAUUCCGUGUUCGGAAUUGGACAUCGAUCGCGUUUUAGAAAGCCAACCCCGAGGUUGACAAAUUUGGGCUGAUUUGACGUCUGUGAUAAUUCGGAGCUCUUGCCGGCGGAGAGUAAUCUGGCGUCAGGCUUCUCGUAGCGCUCUUGAGGAUUGAGUUUGUGUUCUUCUGGAAUCUGAAGGAAUUGAAGACGGUAAAGAAAGUCGGGCAAAAUGGUGCUCGCGGAGCUGGGAGGGCGCAUUUCACGCGCCCUACAGCAAAUGAGCAAUGCGACAGUAAUAGAUGAGGAUGUUUUGAAGGAGUGUCUGAAUGAGAUUUCACGAGCUCUGUUCUCGGCAGAUGUUCAAUUCAAGAUGGUGCAGAACAUGCAAGCUAAUAUCAAGAAAAUUGUGAAUCUUGAGGAGCUGGCCGCUGGACACAACAAGAGGCGAAUCAUUCAAGAGGCUGUAUUCAAUGAGCUGUGCGCCAUGCUAGACCCGGGGAAGCCAGCCUUUACUCCGAAGAAGGGCAAGCCCAAUGUGAUCAUGUUCGUCGGACUCCAGGGUUCUGGUAAAACGACCACUUGUACAAAGUAUGCCUAUCACUAUCAAAAGAAAGGCUGGAAGCCAGCUUUGGUAUGUGCUGAUACUUUCAGGGCAGGAGCUUUUGAUCAACUCAAGCAAAACGCCACAAAAGCCAAAAUUCCUUUCUAUGGAAGCUACACAGAAACCGACCCAGUAAAAAUCGCCCAAGAAGGAGUAGAUACGUUCAAGAAGGAAAAUUGUGAUCUUAUUAUUGUAGAUACUAGUGGUCGGCACAAGCAAGAAGCAGCACUAUUUGAGGAGAUGCGUCAAGUUGCUGAAGUGACACAACCAGAUCUUGUAAUAUUUGUGAUGGACAGCAGUAUUGGGCAGGCUGCUUUUGAUCAGGCACAAGCUUUCAAGCAAAGUGCUGCCGUGGGGGCUGUCAUUAUUACGAAGAUGGACGGUCAUGCGAAGGGAGGUGGUGCAUUGAGCGCUGUCGCGGCAACAAAAAGUCCAGUCAUAUUUAUAGGAACAGGAGAACACAUGGAUGAGUUCGAAGUUUUUGAGACUAAGCCUUUUGUCAGUCGUUUGUUGGGUAGGGGAGAUUGGUCCGGCUUCGUUGACAAAAUUCAUGAAGUUGUUCCCAUGGACCAGCAGCCGGAACUGCUGCAAAAGUUAACCGAAGGCAACUUCACUCUCCGAAUCAUGUAUGAACAAUUUCAGAAUAUUCAAAACAUGGGACCCCUUAGCCAGGUUAUGUCCAUGAUUCCAGGAUUCAGCUCGGAACUAAUGCCUCAAGGUCGUGAGAAAGAGAGUCAAGCCAAAAUCAAGAAGUUUAUGACCAUGAUGGAUUCGAUGACUGAUAAAGAGCUUGACAGCACAAAUCCGAAGCUAAUAACCGAGACAUCGAGAAUCAACAGAGUAGCCCGCGGGUCUGGUCGAAGUAUUAUGGAGGUCAAGGAAAUGUUGGAGGAGUUCAAGAGGCUUGCGAAGAUUUGGAGUAAGAUGAAGGGGUUGAAAAUACCCAAAAAGGGUGAUAUGAGUGCAAUGUCUAGGAAUAUGAACGCUCAACACAUGAGCAAAGUGCUUCCACCACAAAUGUUGAAACAGAUAGGUGGUGUAGGAGGUUUACAAGCAUUGAUGAAGCAAAUGAACUCAAAGGAAUUUGCCGGCAUGUUUGGAGGAGAUAAACCAUGAUGACGCCAUCUUUAUUUGGUGUAUACAGCAGGAAGCUUUGUUAAAAUUGUCUUCUUUCAGAUCGUAGUAUGCAUCUUGCUGCUAUUUGGCAUGUGCAUACCUUCAUGACCCAUUGUCAAUUUGUAAUGCCAAUGUUUGGUUACGGAUGAGAAGACGUCUGGUUUUGCAAGUUCAGAUAAUUGCAAUAGGUCGGAAGACCUAUAUAUCGGCAGUAAUUGCUCCUCGGCUUCAGUUCGAGCAGGAACAUUGAUGGUAGAACCGUGUAAUAUAGACUAGUCGGAGGUUAGCCUCAGAUGUUUGGACUCCGUGGCUCUAAACUUUGAUUGGGGAUCUUCAGUAGGGUGUAUCAUAAUUACAGGAUAGAAUUGAACUGCAAAACAUAGUAUUAGGAAGGGACCAAACCGGAAAGUCGCUAUUCAGCCCGCUUUAUCAUCAGGACUUUCAUGUGAAAUGGUAGUGAAGCCUUACUAGCAUCUUGGAAAGUAAAUUUGAUGGCGUAAUGCGCAUCAAAAUUUUUGGAUUACUGGUUGGAGAAGGAA
Molecule: messenger RNA, 2331 nt
Organism: Marchantia polymorpha subsp. ruderalis
Lineage: Eukaryota; Viridiplantae; Streptophyta; Marchantiopsida; Marchantiales; Marchantiaceae
Source: the annotation of a GenBank genome assembly